Molecule: messenger RNA, 786 nt
Organism: Podarcis raffonei (Aeolian wall lizard)
Lineage: Eukaryota; Metazoa; Chordata; Lepidosauria; Squamata; Lacertidae
Product: cytosolic phospholipase A2 epsilon-like
Exons: 9
Coding region: 1-786 (261 amino acids)
Source: RefSeq, a predicted model, not a curated record
AUGGAAGAUGAGAGAAAACAUGGCAUCUUUGUUGAACCCAACAAGAUGGUGAGCCAUGUUUGUGAUGCAGCUUCAAUGAAGAAUGUACUAGAACUGAAAGUAUGUGAUGAAGAUACUCCCUUCAGGGACGACCAGCUUUGCACAGUUCUUUUUGAUAUAGCUCAGCUCCAGCCUGGUGAAACAGUCUGCAGGCAUUUUGAACUGAACCAACAGAAGGAUGAGGUGCUGGAAGUGGAGUUCACUUUGGAACAGAUGCCAGAUUUGCCUGAAAGCCUUGCUACAAAUGGAGUACUGGUGUCUCGGGAACUUGGCUGUCUAAAAGUAGAGGUGUAUGGAAGAGAAAAGAAGAAGAAAAAUAGAAGAGAAGAAUUCACAUUUACAGUGAAAGGAUCCCUUGAAGAUACUCAGAGCAUUUUACUGGGCGAUGGUUCUAGAUAUGCCCCACCAAACUCCGCAGUGUUCCACUAUGUCAAGUACUGUAACCCACACCUGGAAGUGGAAUUCCCAAAGAAAUGCUGCAUUUGUUGUUCAGAUAAAGGGCACACCAACUCCCUAACUUUGCCCUUGAAUCAGCUUCGCAUAGGAGAGAGAGUGGAAAUAUCAAACGACAAAGCAUAUAAUGUAUUUGUGACAGCAGAAAACUGCCAGAAUGACCUAGACAUGCGAUUGGGAUUUGAUGUAUGCCCAGAGGAGCAGGACUUCAUUUGUAAGCGCAAGAAAUACGUUGCUGCUGCUUUGAAAAAUGCUCUUAAUCUUCAAGAUGAUCUGCAGGAUGAUGAGGUAUAA